CUUCUAGGGGACCAUUCAUAAACUACACAAGUCCAGCUCGCACAGCUGAGUGUGGACAACAGUGGGACAAGGUAGGAGAAUAACGCGUAGUUUUCACGUUCAACCGAACCGACAAGGAGAGAUGAGUGGUCACGACCAGAGCUUUAUCCUUUAGGGUCUGCAAGCGCGAGGACACGGACGGUAUUAUACUGUACACUGAGCCCACCCCAUUCUGGGGCUGCCUACUGCAUAUGACUUGGACUGAUAUUUAGUAGCCUAUUACGUUGCAUCCCUAUCGGUUUCCUUCCGACACUGUCUGACGUCCAUCCGCUGUGUACGCAAAAAAAAGUUUAAUUAUAUAUUUUUUCCAUUGCUUGGGGAAGAGCGUUUCGCCUCUGGCUUUACCGGUAAGCAUUGGAUCCGUCAACGUACUGCGACUCUCCGGUGUACAGCCCGGACCUCUGCCCAAACAUGAUCGCGACGCAGGCAAAGCUGGUCUACCAGCUCAACAAAUACUACAGCGAGAGAUGCCAAACUCGAAAAGCGGCCAUUGCAAAGACUAUCCGGGAGGUGUGUAAGGUAGUGUCGGACGUCCUGAAGGAGGUCGAGGUGCAGGAACCCCGGUUCAUCUCCUCUCUCAGCGAGAUAGAGGCGCGCUUCGAGGGGAUGGAGGUCAUAGCUCCCAACGAGUUCGAGGUGGUCCUCUACCUCAACCAGAUGGGAGUGUUCAACUUUGUUGACGACGGUUCUCUGCCCGGCUGCGCUGUACUGAAGCUGAGCGACGGCCGCAAAAGAAGUAUGUCUCUCUGGGUCGAGUUCAUAACGGCCUCGGGCUACCUUUCCGCCCGGAAGAUCCGUUCAAGGUUUCAGACUCUGGUGGCGCAAGCGGUGGAUAAGUGUAGCUACCGUGACGUGGUUAAAAUGGUAGCAGAUACAAGUGAGGUAAAACUAAGGAUCCGGGAGAGAUACGUGGUUCAGAUCACCCCUGCGUUCAAGUGCACAGGGAUCUGGCCUAGGAGCGCUGCCCAGUGGCCCAUGCCCCAUAUCCCCUGGCCUGGUCCGAACCGGGUGGCCGAGGUCAAGGCCGAGGGCUUUAACCUGCUCUCCAAAGAGUGCUAUUCGUUGACCGGGAAACAGAGCUCGGCUGAGAGUGACGCCUGGGUCUUGCAGUUCAGCGAGGCCGAGAAUAGGCUCCUGAUGGCGGGAUGCAGGAAAAGAUGCCUCUCGGUCCUGAAGACUCUUCGCGACCGUCAUCUCGAGCUACCCGGUCAACCACUCCAGAGCUACCACAUGAAGACCCUGCUGCUGUAUGAGUGUGAGAAACACCCGAGAGAGACCGACUGGGAUGAGUCCUGCCUCGGAGAUCGAAUCAACGGAAUUCUGCUGCAGCUCAUCUCGUGUUUGCAGUGCCGCAGAUGCCCCCAUUAUUUCUUACCAAAUUUGGACCUGUUUCAGGGGAAGCCCCACUCGGCCCUGGAAGCUGCCGCAAAGCAGACGUGGAGACUGGCGAGGGAAAUCCUCACUAAUGCAAAAAGUUUGGACAAAUUAUAAACUGUCGAAUUGUCUGAUUGUGAUACUAUUGCUAUUUAGGGCCGAGGUGACGUUUUUUGAGAUCACUUCAGAGAGGAAAACGUCGUGAUCUUGGUUUCUCCGAGCAAUGUGAAACAAUUGAGAAAUUAAAAACAAGCAAACAAAAAAAAACUUUUACAACGGAGUGUAAUGGGACAUUGCCCUUCAGAGAGAGAGAACGUGAAGGUACAUUAAGCUAAAUGUAAUACUUUUUGUUGUUGUUUUGUUUUAAAAUGUUUUCACAAAGUGAAUAAAUGUUUAUUUAAAAUUAUAUGCACAAAAUCUUUAAGUGAAAGAAUAAAAAUGUAGUGUGCCAAGUUCCAAUUUUCCAUUAUGUGACAAACUGAAAUGUUAAUAAAACUAAGAAAUGACAUUACAACUUG
This is a messenger RNA of Oncorhynchus mykiss (rainbow trout), 1931 nucleotides long. RefSeq names its product protein mab-21-like 2. Lineage: Eukaryota; Metazoa; Chordata; Actinopteri; Salmoniformes; Salmonidae. The record is from RefSeq and is a predicted model, not a curated record.